GCCCAGCAGUGGAACCCACCUGUGCCCAGCAGUGCCACCCACAUGUGCCCAUCAGUGCCACCCACCUGUGCCUAUGCCACUCACUAGUGCCCAGCAGUGCACCAAUCAGUGCAGCCUAUCAGACCUACCCAGCAGUGCCAGCAAUCAGUGCCUAGCAGUGCCACCAAUCAGUGCCCAGCAGUGCCACCCAUCAGUGCUGCCUUUCAGUGCCAAUCAGUGGCGCCUAUCAGUGCCCAUCAUUGUUGCAUAUCAGUGCCAGCUCAUCAGUGCUGUCUAUCAGUGCUGCCUAUCCGUGCCACCUAUCAGUGCCCAUCAGUGCCGCCCAUCAGUGCUGCCUAUCAGUGCCCAUCAGUGCUGCCUAUCAGUGCAGCCUCAUCAAUGCACAUCAGUGAAGGAGAAAAAGUACCUGUUUGCAAAAUUUUAU
Molecule: messenger RNA, 424 nt
Organism: Staurois parvus
Lineage: Eukaryota; Metazoa; Chordata; Amphibia; Anura; Ranidae
Source: the annotation of a GenBank genome assembly